GCCGGCGCUCACGGCGGCCCCGCAGUCCGGUCCAGGAGCGCGCCCACCCAUGGCCCUCGGGCCGUCGCCCCUGCGCCCAGCCCUGCGCGCAGCCAACGCCGCUCGCCCGGGGGCCGCCUAGCCCCCAACUGGAGCGCGAUGCCGAACGCCUCCGGCCUGGACAGAGCUCUUAAGAUGUCCCUGCCCCGAAGGUCGAGGAUCCGCUCGUCCGUUGGACCUGUUCGUCCUUCUUCGGGCUACAAGAAGGCAGAGGAUGAGAUGUCCCGGGCCACGUCUGUUGGAGACCAGCUGGAGGCACCAGCCCGCACCAUUUACCUCAACCAACCGCAUCUCAACAAAUUCCGUGACAACCAGAUCAGUACGGCCAAGUACAGCGUGUUGACGUUUCUACCUCGAUUCUUGUAUGAGCAGAUUAGAAGAGCUGCUAAUGCCUUCUUCCUCUUCAUUGCCUUAUUACAGCAAAUUCCAGAUGUAUCUCCAACAGGAAGAUAUACCACCCUGGUGCCAUUGAUCAUUAUUUUAACAAUUGCAGGCAUCAAAGAGAUUGUAGAAGAUUUUAAGCGGCAUAAGGCAGACAAUGCAGUGAACAAAAAGAAAACAAUAGUGUUAAGAAAUGGUAUGUGGCAUACCAUUAUGUGGAAAGAGGUGGCGGUGGGAGACAUUGUGAAGGUCAUCAAUGGGCAGUACCUCCCGGCAGACAUGGCCCUGCUAUCCUCCAGUGAACCUCAGGCAAUGUGUUAUGUUGAAACAGCUAAUCUAGAUGGGGAGACGAACCUUAAAAUACGUCAGGGUCUGAGUCACACUGCUGACAUGCAAACAAGGGAAGUAUUGAUGAAGUUAUCUGGAACUAUAGAAUGUGAAGGACCCAACCGCCAUCUCUAUGACUUCACUGGAAACUUGCACAUAGAUGGGAAAAGCCCUGUUCCCCUUGGGCCUGACCAGAUCUUAUUAAGAGGUACACAGCUUAGAAAUACUCAGUGGGUCUUUGGCAUAGUUGUUUAUACUGGACACGACACCAAACUCAUGCAGAAUUCCACAAAAGCACCCCUCAAAAGAUCGAAUGUUGAAAAAGUGACUAAUGUGCAGAUCCUGGUGUUGUUUGGCAUCCUCUUGGUCAUGGCCUUGGUGAGCUCAGUGGGGGCCCUGUACUGGAAUGGGUCUCAAGGUGGAAAGAACUGGUACAUCAAGAAGAUGGACACGACCUCAGAUAAUUUCGGAUAUAACUUGUUGACGUUCAUCAUCUUAUACAACAAUCUUAUUCCCAUCAGUCUGCUGGUGACCCUUGAGGUUGUGAAAUACACUCAAGCCCUUUUUAUAAACUGGGACACAGACAUGUAUUAUCUAGGAAAUGACACUCCUGCAAUGGCCAGGACAUCAAACCUUAAUGAAGAGCUUGGGCAGGUGAAAUACCUAUUUUCUGAUAAAACUGGAACUCUUACAUGCAAUAUCAUGAACUUCAAGAAGUGUAGCAUUGCUGGAGUAACCUAUGGUCAUUUUCCAGAAUUGACAAGAGAACCAUCAUCAGAUGAUUUUUGCCGGAUGCCUCCUUCCCCUAGUGACUCAUGUGACUUUGAUGACCCCAGGCUCUUGAAGAACAUCGAAGAUCAUCAUCCCACAGCUCCGUGCAUACAGGAGUUCCUCACCCUCCUGGCCGUGUGCCACACCGUGGUCCCCGAGAAGGAUGGAGAUAACAUCAUCUACCAGGCCUCUUCCCCAGAUGAAGCUGCAUUGGUGAAGGGAGCGAGGAAGCUGGGCUUUGUCUUCACGGCCAGAACGCCAUACUCGGUCAUCAUAGAAGCAAUGGGACAGGAACAGACAUUUGGAAUCCUUAACGUCCUGGAAUUUUCUAGUGACAGAAAAAGAAUGUCUGUAAUUGUUCGAACUCCUUCAGGCCAACUUCGGCUCUACUGUAAGGGGGCUGAUAAUGUCAUUUUUGAGAGACUCUCAAAAGAUUCAAAAUAUAUGGAGGAAACACUGUGCCACCUGGAAUAUUUUGCCACGGAAGGCUUGAGGACUCUCUGUGUGGCUUACGCCGACCUCUCUGAGCGUGAGUAUGAGGAGUGGCUGAAAGUCUAUCAAGAAGCCAGCACCAUACUGAAAGACAGAGCUCAACGGUUGGAAGAGUGCUAUGAGAUCAUAGAGAAGAAUUUACUGUUACUUGGAGCCACGGCCAUAGAAGAUCGCCUUCAGGCAGGUGUUCCAGAAACCAUAGCAACUCUAUUGAAGGCAGAAAUUAAAAUCUGGGUGUUGACAGGAGAUAAACAAGAAACUGCAAUUAAUAUAGGAUAUUCCUGCCGGUUGGUAUCACAAAAUAUGGCCCUCAUCCUGUUGAAGGAAGAUUCUUUGGAUGCAACAAGGGCAGCCAUUACGCAGCACUGCACUGACCUUGGGAAUCUGUUGGGCAAGGAGAAUGACGUGGCCCUCAUCAUCGAUGGCCACACCCUGAAAUAUGCACUCUCCUUUGAAGUCAGGAGAAGCUUCCUGGAUUUGGCGCUCUCCUGUAAAGCGGUCAUAUGCUGCAGGGUGUCUCCUCUGCAGAAGUCUGAGAUAGUGGAUGUGGUUAAGAAGCGGGUAAAGGCCAUCACCCUCGCCAUUGGGGAUGGUGCCAACGACGUUGGGAUGAUCCAGACAGCUCACGUCGGUGUAGGAAUCAGUGGGAAUGAAGGCAUGCAGGCGACCAACAACUCGGAUUAUGCCAUCGCGCAGUUUUCCUACUUGGAGAAGCUGCUCCUGGUCCAUGGCGCCUGGAGCUACAAUCGGGUGACCAAGUGCAUCCUGUACUGUUUCUAUAAGAACGUGGUCCUCUACAUUAUUGAG
Messenger RNA from Odobenus rosmarus divergens (Pacific walrus), 2817 nucleotides. RefSeq names its product ATPase, aminophospholipid transporter, class I, type 8A, member 2. Gene Ontology annotation, molecular function: ATPase-coupled intramembrane lipid carrier activity; magnesium ion binding; ATP hydrolysis activity. The transcript has 27 exons. Lineage: Eukaryota; Metazoa; Chordata; Mammalia; Carnivora; Odobenidae. The annotation marks the transcript as partial. The record is from RefSeq and is a predicted model, not a curated record. Gene Ontology annotation, cellular component: plasma membrane. Gene Ontology annotation, biological process: phospholipid translocation; neuron development.